Molecule: messenger RNA, 884 nt
Organism: Pungitius pungitius (ninespine stickleback)
Lineage: Eukaryota; Metazoa; Chordata; Actinopteri; Perciformes; Gasterosteidae
Product: interferon alpha-inducible protein 27-like protein 2A
Exons: 5
Coding region: 174-524 (116 amino acids)
Biological process (GO): apoptotic signaling pathway
Cellular component (GO): mitochondrion; membrane
Source: RefSeq, a predicted model, not a curated record
CCUCCGAAAGACUGCGCGCAUGCGCAGGACGCCGCCACGUGAUCAGGUCUGCUGUAUAAAACGCGGAAGCCCACGUUAGACCAUACGUCACCUCUCAAAUAUCGAGACCAAGACCGCCGGUUUUUGUGAAAACUGAAGCAGCAGUUUGAAGGCUGGUCCGACCGAAGAAACAAAUGAGCCCGAAGGCAGCAGCAGCAGCAGUCGGCAUUGGCGUGGGAGCCGCGGCAGGAGUAGUGGCUGCCGUGGUCGGGGCCCCUCUGGUUCUGGGAGCCGUAGGUUUCACCUCGGCUGGCAUAGCUGCCGGCUCCUUUGCUGCCAGCAUGAUGUCAGCUGCCGCAGUGGCCAACGGGGGGGCGGUGGCGGCAGGGAGCGCCGUGGCUGUUCUGCAGGCCGCAGGUGCAGUUGGUCUGUCUGGGGCUGCCACUGCAGCUGUGACCGGCGUUGGUGCAGCAGUGGGGUGGCUCGUCAGCCUCAUCGGCGGGAAGGAAAAGGGAGACAAAAGUAAUAAAAAAACCUCCAAAUAAUGGAGCCGACCCCAAUUUGGAGUGUUUGCCAAUGAAUCCGAUCAAUCUUAGUGGUGAGAUUGCAGCCACAAGCUAAACGGAUUAACUUUGUGUAAAGAGAACAUGAGACUUGUUGCUAAGGAGGCUUUGCUGCCCCUGGUGGCCGUGCAGGGUGCUAAAAGAGGGUUUCACAGAUUUGUGUCUUAUGGAGAAUUAAAGUAUGUGCUUGUUCUUGUAUAUUCCUUUGCUCAUAUCUGUUUAAAAUGGUUUUCAUUUAAUUCUCCACUUUUAGUGUAAUAAAAUGUUGUACAUAAAUGGUGAAAGACUUUUGUUUUGAUUAAUCGAAAAGUUAACCUAAGUAAAUACUCUUCAUAAGUUUUA